Branchiostoma floridae (Florida lancelet) is the source of this 1053-nucleotide messenger RNA. RefSeq names its product putative ankyrin repeat protein RF_1087. NCBI's taxonomy places the organism in Eukaryota, Metazoa, Chordata, Leptocardii, Amphioxiformes, Branchiostomatidae. The record is from RefSeq and is a predicted model, not a curated record. Gene Ontology annotation, molecular function: protein binding. The transcript is spliced from 7 exons. Bases 332 to 631 code for a protein of 99 amino acids.
CGGUCGAACGAGUGUCCCGAACACCCGGCACAACAACAAGCCUGUUGCGUGCUGCAGUUUAAUCAUCGGUACAACCUCGCAAGGACGGGACCAAACAGUUUAUUACAGCGUUGCAACCGCAAGAUAUCUCGUACCUCAAAUAAUGUCGCACCUGCAUCUCGGCAAUAUUCUUAAGAGGCACCACUCUAAGGACCUUCCAACUGAACGGGAUAUGAGAGACUUGUCCGACGUGCUGUGUUUGGCGGCGAAGCGCGGUGACGUCACGGGAGUGAUGGGAGUGAUAUAGAACGGAGCUUCCGCCAACGCGCCUAACAGGGCAGGAGUCCUGCCGAUGUUUGCUGCAGUGGACAGUGACAGCGCCAACAUCCGGGUCAUCAGGUACCUCCUGUCCAGGGGCGCGGACGUGCAGAUCAGGAAUAAGAACGGAGAGACCCUGCUGCGGGUGGCGGGCCUGAGAGGCCGGCUCGACAUCGUGAAGAUUCUGACGGACGCUGGGGCCGACAUCAUGGACGACUCGGACGAAAGCGAGGCGGAUGGCGAAGGUGAAAGGUCAAACUAUGGCGUCAUGUACACUGUGGUGCGAGACCUAGACGGGCCGACUCAGAAAAAGGAUCCAAUGAGCCAAUGUUGAAGAAGAAAAGACUCUUAAGCUAACAAUUUGUAUAUACAUGUUAUAGAUAUAAGAUUGCUUGUAUCUUGCUGGUGCUUUAGGGAUAAUGAAUAAUUUUAGAUUAUCUUUUCUAACUAACAUACACGAAAUGUCUGUACGGCGUUGAUAUGGAGAAAAUACGUGUAUCACAUAUACGUGUAUAUACGGCGUCGAUAUAAAGAAAUUACGUGUAUCACUAAAAUCUUGAUAUUGAAUGGCCAAGGAUAAAGGGCUACUUCAUUGAUAACCGGGAGUGCGUUGAAGUACACAGAGGAUGUCAGAAUGGUUCAAAUACUAACGUUUCAUCUCUGCUUUGAGAUUACAGACGCUAAAAUGUGUAAGAUAUUUCUGUUAUACGUUUUAAAUGUAAAGUCUUAAAAUAAACAUGUGUUCGGGGUACUUUG